CUGAACUGUUAAGAAUUGUGAUGCCUGGUAAACUGUAUUUUCGGGCGCUGCUGAAGCUUUAAAAUGUUCACAGAUUAAACGAAGAGCUCAUCGGACCAUCAUGUCUAAAAUGCAGGUUUUGAGGGCGCUGGUGGCCGAGAGACUGGCGGCCGCUGCGGAGGAGAUAUUCAGCGCUGUGGAGAGGAUGAUAACCGCGAAGAAGACGCUGCACACGUCAGAAAUGUCAGCUGAACAGCAGCGAGCUGUCGUACACCAGCAGCUGUCGGUGGUUGCCGACGAGAUCUUCAGGGUCCUGGAGGUGAUGAUGAGUGAAUAUGAGGCGGAGGUCUCGGGUUCCCACGAGGAGAUCCAACGUCAUCGCCGACUGCUGGAAUUCACAUUGAAAACGGAGACAACUUUGCAGAGAACAGACAGGCUGCUGCUCUCUGGGCCCGACUGUGAGAGGGACGUUUCCUCUGAGCAGCUGAAAUGUGAGCAGAGCAGGAGCUCCAGUCAGGUCCAGAAAACAUCAAGUCCACCACAGAGUAGAGACGCGUCUACGGAGACAGACUCUGAGUUUAUCCACGGUAAGCCCUCACAUCCUCACCAAGCACAAAGAGCAGAAAAAGGCACCUCAACUGUGGUGGAAACACAGACAAGAGGAGAGCAGUGUGUGCUGCCACCUAGUGACCAGGAGGUUCUGUCAUCAAACGAUUCAGAGGCUGGCAGUGAAGAUGAUGAUAGUGAUGAAGAGCUAAAUGACAAACCGCUCAAAUCAAACAAAAGAAAAAGAUUUCAGAGACAGAGUCAGGAUGCAGAUUGUUGCAAAACGUGUGGAGCGCCUUCCCACAAAGGGAAGAAAAUGAGAAAACAAGCAGUGAAAAUAGCUCCAACAAACAAGAUUCAGACUGCAGGACAAAGCUGCUGCAGAGUGUGUGGAAAGUUCUUCCGCUACAGACGCUCUUUUCUGAAACACAUACUUCAGCACGAGCAGAACUCAGAUCUGUGCGGCGCCUGUGGAAAACAUCUGGACUCAGGCGAGAGCUUGAAGGCGCAUUUACAAACCCACAGCGAAGAAAACAUCUGCAGGGGUCAGACCGACGACAGACAGUCGGAGGCCGAGGGCUCCGACGCUGAGAGCAAAGCCAGAGGCAGCGAUGAGGACUGGAGGGACAGUGACGGAACCGAGAGCGACGAUGGAAGCAGCGAGAAAGAUGAGGCCAAAGAAGGAUCCUGUUUACAAAAGCCAUCAAAAACUCGAGGAUCAAAUAAACUGAAGGGACCAAAACAUAAGAGCUUCAAGGACGUAUCUCAUCUGAAGUACUGCUGUAAAGUGUGCAGCAAGUCUUUCUGCUACAGAGCCUCUUUUCUGAAGCAUGUGCAAGAAGACGAGAGGAACACAGAUCUUUGUGGCGUGUGUGGGACAUGUUUCGAGUCCGAGGAGAACUUGCGGCUUCACUUGCAAACGUACAUCCGAACCAACGACUGCGAAGUCUGCGGCAAACACUUUGACGGCCACAAGCAGCUGGAGAUGCACAUGAGGACCCACACAGGCGAGAAGCCGUACAUCUGCUCCGUCUGCGGCAAAGCGUUCGCUCAGAACGGGAACCUGAUGGGGCACAUGAGGGUUCACACCGGGGAGAGACCGUACGUUUGCAGCGUGUGCGGCCAGAGCUUCAGCUUCAAAGAGUACAUGAUGGCUCACAUGAGAAUCCACACGGGGGAGAAGCCGUUUCUGUGCAGCGUCUGCGGGAAGGGAUUCAGACAGAGGGGAACUCUGAAGACACACAUGAUGAUCCACACGGGGGAGUCCACGCACCGCUGCAGCGUGUGCGACAAAAAGUUCUACAAGAGCGGAGCGCUGAAGAUCCACAUGAGGUCCCACACAGGGGAGAAACCGUACCUGUGUAACGUCUGCGGGAAAAGCUUCACGGCGAGCGGCUCGCUGACCAAACACAUGGGCGUCCACGAAGACGAGCGAGCACACCGCUGCAGCGUCUGCGGCAAAGGAUUCUUGAGGAAAGAGGAGCUGAAAAGACACGGUCAGACUCACAGGGACGAAUCCACACAGCUCACCAGUCUUUGAUGAUGAGUUCAGGGGCUGCCUGUUAAAGGAAUAUUCAGUGUUUUGGGAAAUAUGCUAAUUAGCUUUCUUUCAGAGAGUGAAAUGAGAAGAUAUUAAUAGUUUUGUUAUUUUUCAGGUAAAAACACCAAACACUGGGUAAUUCCAGCUGCUCAGGUGUGAGGAGUCUCUGUUUAUCUCUCUUAUUGUGAUGGUACAUUAAGAAUUUGGGGGUUUUGGACUGUUGAUCAGACAAAACAAGAAAUUUGAAGACAGCUAAAAUUGGCAUUUUCUCUGACGUUUUUUUUUGUGGUCCUCGAUUUAUUGGCUUCAUAUUUUGAUUUAAAUAAAGUUGCUCUCCUGUUGGACCUUUUCCUAAAUGCUGAAUUAUUCCUUUAAUAAUCAAAUUUUAUACCUCAAAAGGAAAAAGUGCUGAAAUAAAGUUAGAUGUGUUUUAACUUGUUGUAUACACACCAUCUCAUGUGUUUAAAAGGUUUAAAAACAUAAGAAAAAAAUCAUUUAUACAUAAUUAAUAUCAAUAAUGU
Chelmon rostratus (copperband butterflyfish) is the source of this 2586-nucleotide messenger RNA. Its product is annotated as zinc finger protein 2-like. The coding region runs from base 101 to 2065 and encodes 654 amino acids. Lineage: Eukaryota; Metazoa; Chordata; Actinopteri; Chaetodontiformes; Chaetodontidae. The transcript has 3 exons. Gene Ontology annotation, cellular component: nucleus. The record is from RefSeq and is a predicted model, not a curated record.